Molecule: messenger RNA, 4772 nt
Organism: Coregonus clupeaformis (lake whitefish)
Lineage: Eukaryota; Metazoa; Chordata; Actinopteri; Salmoniformes; Salmonidae
Product: zinc finger MIZ domain-containing protein 1
Exons: 22
Coding region: 124-3318 (1064 amino acids)
Biological process (GO): protein sumoylation; regulation of transcription by RNA polymerase II
Molecular function (GO): zinc ion binding; SUMO ligase activity
Source: RefSeq, a predicted model, not a curated record
GGGGUCUGAGGUGGUGGCAGACAGAGAGAGACAGAGAGAGGAACAGAAGCAUCCAGGAUUCACAGUCAAAAGAGGUCACUAGUUUAAUGGCUGGAAGGUAGAGGUCAAAGAGGGACAAUCAAAAUGAACUCCAUUCCGUCGAUGGACAGGCACAUACAGCAGACCAACGACCGUCUAUUAUGUAUCAAACAGCACUUACAGAACCCCGCCAAUUUCCAAACGGCAGCAACAGAGCUGCUGGACUGGUGCGGUGACCCCCGGGCCUUCCAACGACCCUUUGAGCAAAGCCUGAUGGGAUGUCUAACGGUGGUGAGCCGAGUAGCAGCGCAGCAAGGUUAUGACCUGGACCUGGGGUACAGGGUCCUAGCGGUGUGUGCUGCCAACAGAGACAAGUUCACCCCCAAAUCAGCAGCCCUGUUGUCGUCUUGGUGUGAGGAGCUGGGUCGUCUCCUCCUCCUCCGUCAUCAGAAGAACAGGCAGAACGAACCUCCCCAGGGGAAGGACCCUAUGCAGCUCCCCAUGAACUCCAUGAAGCCCUCCCUCUCACACAGUGAUGGGUCUUUUCCCUAUGACUCGGUACCAUGGCAACAGAACACCAACCAGCCGCCAGGUUCUCUCUCCGUGGUAACGACCGUCUGGGGUGUCACCAACACCUCGCAGAGCCAGGUGUUGGCUAACCACAUGGCUAACAGCGGUAACCCCAUGAACCCUGGUGGUAACCCCAUGGGUCAGGGGGGUAUGUCUGGGAACAACCAGGGGAUGAACUCCCCCCAGUACCCGGGUCAGCAGCAGCAGUUCCCCAACAAGGCCCAGCAGAACCAGGCCUACAUGCAGCAGGGGAUGUACGGACGCCAGGGUUACCCCGGGGGAGGAGGAGGCUUCGGGGGGAAUUACCCCGGAGGUCUUAACUCCGGUCCCGGCGGCAUGGGCAUGCCCCCCCACUCCCGCCCCGCUGGUGACUUCACCCAACCCGCUGCCGCCGCUGCCGCCGCCGCUGUCGCCGCCGCUGCUGCCACGGCGACCGCCACUGCCACGGCAACCGUUGCUGCCAUGCAGCAAGACACUCAAAACAAGGACAUGAACCCGUAUGGACCGAUGACUUCGUCCUUCCAGAUGGGGCCCAACCAGGCGUACCAGAACCAGUUCAUGAACCAGGGGCCAGGGAGGCCCAGGGGCCCUCCAUCCCUCCCAGUGAACAUGGGCCCCGGCCCUGGCAUGAACCCCUCCAACAUGGGCCCCUCCCACAUGGGAUUGAACCAGCCCCGGGCCCAGGGGAUGGGGCCCUUUGGAGGCCACGGGGGCCAGAGGAUACCCCAGCAGGGAUACCCAGGACCCAGGCCCCAGGGUAUGGGCAUGCAGGGUAUGAAGAGACCCUACCCUGGAGAGCCUAACUACGGAGGACAGCAGUACGGUCCAGGACCAAACAGUCAGGGGUUCCCCCAGCAGCAGAGCCAGUACCCCACCCACACCCACAACCCCUCCAGGCCACUCCCGUCCCCCAACUACCCAGGCCAGAGGAUGCCUGGUGGGCAGCAGAUCCAGGGCCAGUACCCCCCUCCUGGAGGGGCCAUGGGACAGUACUACAAGCAAGAGCCUUUCAACGGUCAAAGUAACACCUUUUCUGGGAGUGGAUAUCAGUACAGCCAAGGCAAUAUGAACGGGCCUCCUCGACCGGUGGGUAACUACCCCCAUUCCCCGGUGCCUGGCAACCCGACCCCGCCCAUGACCCCAGGAAGUAGUAUCCCUCCCUACCUGUCUCCAAAUCAGGACGUCAAGCCCCCUUUCCCUCCAGACAUCAAAACAAAUACCAGCGCUCUUCCUCCUCCACCUGCCAAUCCCAACGAGGAGCUGCGUCUGACCUUCCCGGUGAGGGACGGGGUGGUCCUAGAGCCCUUCAGGCUGGAGCACAACCUGGCCGUCAGUAACCAUGUCUUCCACCUCCGCCCCUCCGUACACCAGACCCUCAUGUGGAGGUCAGAUCUGGAGCUGCAGUUUAAAUGCUACCAUCACGAGGACCGACAGAUGAACACCAACUGGCCCGCCUCGGUCCAGGUCAGUGUUAAUGCCACGCCCCUCACCAUCGAGCGCGGUGACAACAAGACGUCCCACAAGCCCCUGCACCUGAAACAAGUCUGCCAGCCAGGAAGGAACACCAUCCAGAUCACAGUUACCGCCUGCUGCUGUUCACACCUGUUUGUACUGCAGCUGGUCCACAGACCCUCUGUACGCUCCGUCCUGCAAGGCUUACUGAAGAAGAGGCUACUGCCAGCAGAGCACUGCAUCACCAAAGUUAAGAGAAACUUCAGCAGCGUAGCGGUGUCUUCUGGGAACACCACUCUGAACGGAGAGGACGCCGUUGAACAGACGGCCAUCAGGGUCUCCCUCAAAUGUCCAAUCACCUUCCGGCGGAUCCAGCUUCCAGCGAGAGGCCACGACUGCAAACAUGUCCAGUGCUUUGAUUUGGAAUCGUACUUACAAUUGAACUGUGAGCGGGGAACGUGGCGAUGUCCAGUAUGCAAUAAAACAGCGUUAUUGGAGGGACUAGAAGUUGACCAGUACAUGUGGGGGAUCCUGAACGCCAUCCAAAACUCGGAGUUUGAGGAAGUGACUAUAGACCCUUCGUGUAGUUGGAGGCCGGUGGCCAUCAAGUCUGAUAUCCACAUCAAGGAGGACCCAGAUGGACCCUUGGCCAAGAGGUUCAAGACCAUGAGCCCCACCCAAAUGACCAUGCCCAACGUCAUGGAUAUGAUCGCCCUGCUCGGCCCCGGGCCCUCGCCCUACCCGCCCCAACAGGGGGGCAACAACAGCGAAUACGGAAGCCAAGGUAACAGUUACCAGGGCCACGGCGGGGGCUUUGACUUCCCCCAUGGGAACCCCGGCGGUACGACCAUGAACGACUUCAUGCACGGCCCCGCUCUGUCCCACCCGCCAGACAUGGCGCAGGACAAAGCCCUGUCACACGGCAUGCCGGACUCUAUACCUCAUCCUGCCAACUCUGACCAGUCCCACAACUUGUUACAGCAGAGCUUACACGCCCCCUCUCACCCCGGCAGCCAAUCGGGACAGCCGUUGCAUCACAGUGGGCCUCCUCAGCCGUCACGACAACAGGCUCCGCCCCCUCAGCAACAACAGCCCGGCCCUAACAGUCAUCCGCAGCACAGCGACCCCUUAGAGGGACUGGGUGGAGGGCUUCCAGAACCUUCCUUGGAUCUCCUUCCAGAGCUGGCUAACCCAGAUGACUUGUUGUCUUACCUGGAUCCUCCAGACCUCCCGAGCAGUAGCAAUGAUGACCUUCUCUCGCUCUUCGAAAACAACUGACUCUGAUUCCGGAUCAGUUCAUAAAAAAACAGACACUUAUAGGACUGCCUGGUGUUGACCUAUAACCUCUGACCUGAGACUGAAACAGUGACCUUGGCUCCAGUACCUGACAAACACAAAGAUGCACUCCUUUUCUCCUCUUCCUCUUGUACAGUUUUCAUUGGUUCUCCAGCAGACUGACUGGCUGGCUGACCGACAGACUGACUGGCUGACUGACCGACAGACUGACUGACUGACAGACUGACAGACUGACCGGCUGACAGGCUAACUGAAAGAUGUUUUAAAACUCAGAGACAUGGCAGGACAGGGUAGGGCAGUGAGUGGUGCCUGCCUCCCUGCUUGUCUGCCUCCCGCUGCAGCGCCCCCAUGUGGCCAUCGAUGAUACCAGCGAUUUGAAAUUCAGUUAAUUUUGUAUACCACCAGUGUCUGUGUACACAUUUAGGAAAGUGUUGAUGCAUUUUUUUAUUCAUUUUUUUUUUUUUCUUUUAAAGAAGAAAAAUGUUGUGAUUUUUUUUAUUUUUAUUCUGCCCUGUCUGGCCAGUGUGUGUAAUAUCCACCUUGUUAUUUCAACCUAUAAGGGUAGUCUCAGCUUCCUGUCUCAGCUUCCUGUUGUCCCAAACGUUGUCACAGUUACUGUUCCUGACUGGUUACUAAGUAGCACUGUUCGUCUGUCUGUCAGCCCACUGCACAUCAUGUAAAAGCACAAGAGAUUAUGGAAAUGCAAAAUAACAACACAUACAUCUCAAAGGGAACAAAACACAUUAGUGACAUGACCAACAGAACAGGAGGACACAGCUUUUUCUAACACUAGUACCAAAUGUUUCCGAGAAAUUUGAGAUUUUUGGAAUGUUCAACAGCUCCCACAUAGUUCAACAAAAAAAAAAUGUUUCGUUCAAUUUGUUUUUGUUUGAGAAAUGCAUUUUUGUACUGUUACGUAGUUACUGUAUCUAGUUUCUAUAUUAUCCUGGACAGAGUAGAGUCAUCAAUUUAUUGAUUAAUUGAUAGAGUCAUCAAUGGUAAAGGAAAGUAGACGUGAUAGAAUGAUGUGUGUUACCAGUUCGAACUGAAGGCAGUCAACUCAGGAAGUAAACUAGAAUUCCAAUUAAAAUCAUUUAAAAAGGGCAUGCUAUUUUCAAUGACUUCUCAAUAAGCUGAAAAAGGAGAAGCUAUGUCAACAACAACAACAACAAAAAAUCUGUUUUGGGGGGAAUUUGGAAUUCAUAUCACUUCCUGAAUUGACUGACUUCAAUUUGAAUUGUCCCCAACCCUGUGGGGUUUUUACUACAUGGCUGUCCUGUCAGGCCGGCAUCAAGCUAGCUAGAUCUCCAAUCUAUCAUUCUCACUUAUCUUCUUCCCAUUUCACAGAGCUGUGUCUCUAGCGCUCCUUGUUGAAUCCUGUUAUAAGUGGUGAACAAAGUGUUAGGUGCCAAGCCCUUGUCUGGGGGUGGGGGUGG